This is a messenger RNA of Notothenia coriiceps (black rockcod), 2681 nucleotides long. It is a transcript of the gene slc31a2, whose product is annotated as solute carrier family 31 member 2. NCBI's taxonomy places the organism in Eukaryota, Metazoa, Chordata, Actinopteri, Perciformes, Nototheniidae. The coding region runs from base 291 to 764 and encodes 157 amino acids. The transcript has 4 exons. Gene Ontology annotation, biological process: copper ion transmembrane transport. Gene Ontology annotation, cellular component: membrane. Gene Ontology annotation, molecular function: copper ion transmembrane transporter activity. The record is from RefSeq and is a predicted model, not a curated record.
UACUUUAAUGGCAUGAGUCGUUAUUUUACAUGUAUUUGUAUCGUCAUUUGAGUCCGAAUUCUGAGAAACUCCAUUACCCAUCAGCCAUCUAUUAUUGUCUGAACUCGGGCUAGUUGCUGUAUAUAUAUUAUUCCGUUGCACUGAGUUGCUUGGUCCCUUGCUGCUGCUCUGGUUGUGGUGCAUUAGAGAAAUUGCUCAUACUUGACCGCACACGAGCAACAACUGUGCCCGGGCUGUGAGUUGUCUGGGAUGGGUAACUGGAGUCCAUAACUACGCUCAGCAACUUCACCAUGAUGUCGAUGACUUUUGGCUGGUCGAGCAGCGUGACUCUGCUGUUUGACUUCUGGGAUGUGCACGGGCCUGCAGGGAUGGUGCUGUCGGUGUUUGUGGUCCUGCUGCUAACGGUGUUCUACGAGGUGCUCAAAGUGUGGAGGCUGUGGUUGAGCAGGAGCUCUAAGCUGGCCCAGCCUCAGUCUGUGUACGCCCCCCCGCCCCCAUGCUACCGCAGCGACAGCACCGCGGCGCUGGAGAGCAGCCCCUCCGAGUCCUCGCUGACCCCCAUCGAGCCCCACCCUCCCGCUGCUAACACCACACACAGAUGGCUGCUGCAUGCGAUCCAGACGGCCCUCCACAUGCUGCAGGUGUCUCUGGGGUACAUGCUGAUGCUGUGCGUCAUGUCCUACAACACCUGGAUCUUCCUCGGGGUCGUGGUGGGCUCCGUCCUCGGGUAUUUCAUCUCCUUCCCUCUCGUGGUUCACAAAUGAUGAUAUGGACAGACUUCAGACACAGGGUGGAUUUUAUCUGUAUUUCUUCCCUGAGUUAAGAGGAUCAUAUGCUCUGGAUAUUUGAGGGGAAACCACCUAAUUUGAAUUGUGUUGUUCCGCUUCUUAGUUGUUUUUUGUGAAAAUGUGAACACUAGAUGGGGACAAGGGGAGUUCCUGGUACGCUGAAUGAUAAGAUGAGCAACCCAACACAAACUACUGCUGCAUGAAACACAUCUGGAUAUUGAAACUAAAAUAUUAUGCACAAACUAAUUGUCCCUCUUUAAUCUGUGGCCUCAGGGUUCUUUAGAGGUCACUUUGACCGGACAUACUUAGUAAUAUCAUUUGUCUUUGACCAGAGGAACAAUAUGUAUAUGUGUAUCGUUUUUCAGGUGCUUUAUUUUAUGUUAAAGGGAUACAACAUGUGUUUCUAAGGCGUAAUCUUGCUCAUUUUAUGAACAUCAAACAUCUAGGAGGAGAUUGGAGUUUAAUUGGACUUAAUUCUCCACAGCAGAGGAACGACAACAAUUGAAAGAAGGGAAGUCAGGCUCGUGGCUUAUUACGGUUGUUUCUGGUCAACAGUGUCAGACUUUUCUAGAUACUACAGUCUUCUGUAUUUUCCAGAAAAUUCUAACUAUCACAACAUGAGAUGUUUGAACUGUUGUUAAAGGAGAGGUCUGACUAUGCUGAAAAGACACAGCCACUGAAGCUUCAAGGUGAAAUCAUCAUGACUUUUGUGUUUUAAACUGCUGAAAAAGCAACGUUUGUGUGUGAACUAACAUGGAAGUAUUGAAUACUGAUUUCUCUUUUGUUGUGGUGUGUUUGAGUGAAACCUAAACGCAGACUCGCACUCGGAGCUGAGAUUGAGGUCAGAGGGCUUUUGACAGGGCUAAGAAUCAGGAACUGAAUCUUGUGAUCGCGGUUUGUAAAUUUCUCUAAUGUGUCAUCUUGGUCCUUCUCUCACGUGAAAGACGAUCAUGUGGUUCGGUGGCAAUCAUUGUCAACCCUUGAGCUGCAAAGAAAAGAACCCUGAAACCGACUGUUUGAGUUUUUAAACUAGUUUUAGACUAAUUCCAGUUAGUGGUUUGUUGAAAAUAAUAAUGCAUUUCUCCGCAAUGCGUUUCUGUCGCAAGAACUUGGCCGACAAAAAUAAAGAAUAAAGUUGAUGAAAUAGUUUUAUUCAUCCAUAUUUGUAUAUGUAUAUACAGUUUAUUGCAAGAAGGGAAAGGCACUAGACAAACAGCUGCUCACACCACAGACGGAUACUUGUAAUAAAUAAACAGGAGAAGGUGAUGGACAGUUUGUUGCAUUGGAAGGAACAACUCUAAAUGUGCCUUUGAUACAGUGAGUGAUUUGAUUACAGGUCACUGAAUCAUAAAAAUGAGAGUUAAAAGUUUUCCCUAAUUUCAUUUGAAAAUAAAUUGAUAUGUAAUUGCAAUUUUUUUAAAAGAUGUUCCUGCAAAGAAAUGUCAUUUGGUACUAAUUCUAAUAAAAAAUUAAGACAUUAAAUGAUAUGUUUGUACUUUAUUUACAAAAAUGUCCUUUCUUGUCCCCCUCUUGCUUUUACUGAAAUGUAUUUUGAAGAGUGUUACUGAUGGGAACAUUUGACUUAAAAGGGCCAUCAGUUGACGCAUGGCAGGUCAGCAGAGCAUGGACAACGUGAAGUUUAUGGCCUUGUAUUCAAUAUAUUUGUAGAAUCUAAUAUCCCUACGCUUUGUACAAUAUAAAAUUAUUCUUUUUCAGGAACUUUUCUAUGACAUUUUGCAGGAAUUAAAAGUUUCAUAUGUAAAGGUUUACAUAAUUUUUGUAUUCCGAUAAGGAAUUGAGACCUCAUCCAUUUCCCCCAGGUUAAACAUUAUCAUUUUAUAUUAGAAAAUAUUGGCUUUGAAGAAAAAUUGCCACUGGAUUGUCAUUAUAAAU